AUGUUUUCAGCUGUGAGGAAAUCUUUGAACUGUAAACAGUUUUUGAAACUUAGAGUGUGUUCUUUAUGUACAGCUGCUAGUAAAGAUACACAUGAUUUCUAUGAUGUUACCAUCAUUGGUGGUGGAAUGGUCGGCUCGAGUUUGGCUUGUGCUCUUGGUAAGAAAGAGGACUUCUCCAUGUCGGGAUGUUAUGCAGUGAUUCAGCCACUGCAUGCAAACAGUCUUUGGGUAGUUCUGUAAAUCAUAUGUGUGUUUUUUCUCUCCUCAAGGACUAGAGAAAUCUUUGGAUGAUCACAAGAUUCUCUUAUUAGAAGCAGCUCCUGACAGACCUCAAAAGAUCACCUCAGUAUACAGCAACCGCGUUAGCAACAUCACACCUGGUUCCAAAAGGCUUCUGGAAAGUAAGUGCUAUUUGAUAAUAAUUUUAUAGCCAAGGUUAUAAACUUAACCCUUUACACUUGUACACUGAAAGUUAACAUCAGUAUGCAUAUUCUACAUACUGUUCUCUAUACAUUUACUGAGGUGCUGACUAAUACUCAUAAUUUCUUUAAUAUUUACCUUAGUAAACAAGACAGCUAAUGAGCUUAAAAUCCCAAUACCAUGGUCUACCAACAAGUAUUUUGAAUUCAUGCAUGAUUAGAUUUCUUGUAAAUACAAAGAUCUGUUUAAGUUGUGUAUGAUUAUUUUUGUUGUAAGGUAUUGGUGCUUGGGAUCAUAUUUGUGAAAUGAGACAAAAGCCUUUUAGAAGGAUGCAAGUAAGCAUUAAAAUUAUAAUUACUGCUUUAUAUUUUCAUCUUAUGUAAGGGUUACUAUUUUUUACUCUGUCUCUCACCUCAUAAAUCUGUUGUUUUCUUCAUAACCACUGAGCCUUGUAAUCUUGGGAGUGACUGAGGAGGAAUUUCUUGUUACUGCAAUAUCUAUGCAUAAACAGAAAGAUAAUGAGAAGAAAAUAAAAUAAUCAGCGUGGAGGUAUUGUGGAUAUAACUUGUAAUUCUUGAUUCUAAGAACAUGGGAAAUGUUUGACAGAUAAUGCAGAGAAUCAGAGAGUAAAGUCUCAGGAGGUAAUUUAUUCAUGGUUAUGACGUUCUUUUGUUUUUUUGUUUUUUUUUUGUUAAGGUUUGGGAUGCUUGCAGUGAUGCACACAUCACAUUUGAAUCAAGUUCAAGGGAUUUGGAUGGUUCAAAAGACAUGGGAUUCAUUGUAGAAAAUCCUGUCACCCUUGAGGCCCUGAGAAAACAGCUAAAAAUGCUUCACUCACGAGUGAAGGUUCUGCAUGGAACAAAGCUCAAGAAAUUAAGUUUGCCUGAUUUAACAAAAGAUUUGGUAUGGAUGGAUAUUUAUAUGAAGUUAAUAUUUUAUCUUUUUUUAAUACAAAUUUUGCUUAAUGAAGAAACAAGUUUGUGUUAAGUGUUAUUAUCUCUUCAGAAAGAUUACUUGCUACCCAUAAUCCUUCAACAAAGAAGUAAAUACGAGUCAACUGUCAGCUGAAGUUUAAAAUCAUUAGGAAUUUAAAUUCAUUUUCAACUUUUCCAUGCUAUAGUUGUAAUUUUUUUAAGUAAAUAUUAAAUUAAACCAUUUUAACAGUAUUGGUGGACUUGAACAUAGAUUGAUUUCAUAUUCAGGAAAGUUUUGAUGCGGUUCUAAUUUCAAAUCUGUCACACAAGCAUUUUAAGUGAUUUGAAAGAAUGAAUCCAUGGAUGAAUGCAUGAUUAUUAUCAGAGCUUUACACAAAAAUAUUAGCUUGAUAUCUUUGUUAAAAACCAUGUGACUUUGAAGGAUAACAAAGAUGUUAGUCAUACAUGGGCUUCCUUGGAGCUGGAAGAUGGAAGGACAGUUCACUCAAGACUAGUGGUAUGUGGUAAAUAUAGAGAGAAUUUAUGGUUUCUUUUCCCACUUUAUCACAGCAACAAGUACCUUAGAACAUAUACUAAGUCAUUGCAUGAAGUAACUCUUAUUUUAAAAUUCAAAUCCAAGUCCUUGUUUUUAGAAACCUAUUAAUUUCCAAGUCCAUUCUAAAACUGGCAUUUAGAAUCAGGUUAAAAUAGUGGUUUUAGUCCUAAAUUUGAAACACUUAAAAUUUGUUGCACAUUCUCUACAUGCCAAACUUAAAACAUGGAAUCAUGUAGGCUGAGACACUACAAAGCUAAAUGUUGAUGGCCUCUAGUGACUGGACACCCAAUGAGCACAGCUUUGGGUUUGGACUAUGUAUUGUUUAUAAAAUAAGUGAUCCAGUUCAUUCCUUUGUAAGAUAGGAGCUGAUGGUCCACAGUCCCUGGUGCGGCAACAAGCAUCAAUGGAUUGCCUCUCCUGGAAAUAUGAUCAGACAGGAGUUGUGGCAACUCUUCAGUUGGGAGAGGUAGUAUUAUGACUUUGCAGGAAUCUUCUGUAAAGAUGAUGCAGCUUUUACUUUAAAAAAAACCUUCUUGCUCUUUGUUAGAAAUACUGACUGAUGCUGGUGAAGGCUACCUGAGUGAGGUUUUCUUCAAGAGAAGAACUUCAAGUAACUGUCAGAUUUUUGUUUAAUUUUAAAAAGUGUUUCUCUGCUGUAGAUUACAGAUAACCUUGUUGCAUGGCAGAAGUUUUUGCCCACAGGACCAAUAGCUCUUCUACCAGUGAGUAUAAUUCUAUGGGAUGAUGUUAAAUGCUUGAUCUUUCAGAUCCCAGUGCAUUCACAAAAUCACUGUAAAUUUAUUGCAGUCUUUUAUCAAUUGGGUAAAAUUAAUUUACUAUCAAUGAAAUUUAAUCUUAAGUUGGAUGGUCUCUAUCUCCUGCUUCCCAAAUUAGAGGGAUCUUUUGGCUUUCCAAAGAUCCCAUUAUGAAUCUUUAACAGAGACUUAGAUUCAUGUAGAGUAGAGACCCACAUGAAAACUAUUUGAUGUUUAAAGAAUAUACCAGGAAAAAGGAAUGAAAAGAUGAUACGAUUAGUUUAUUGUCAAUCAACAUGAUUUUCCAUUUUUUUUUCACAAUUAUUUUAAAUUAAUUUAUGGUCUUUGUUUAGCUCACAGACAAUUUAAGCUCAUUAGUGUGGUCAACAACUCUGGAACAUGCGAAACAGCUGGUCUCAUUAGAGGAAGAUAGAUUUGUUGAUGCUGUAAACAGUGCAUUUGUAAGUUUUAAAUAUAAUAUAUAUGUCUAUCAUCUUAGCUUAUUUUUUUUUCUUUUUCUGAGCAUUUUACCCCAAAUAGUGACUAGCAUUGUAUGUCUCCAUCACCCCGGAAUCACACAUCAUGCAGGGUCGCAAAAAUACUAGAGUUUAAUAUUGAUUGUUGAACAAAUUCUCCUUGUCAGCAUCUGAGGGAAUGUAUAGAGAACAGUGUGGAGAAUAUGCAUACUGAUUUUAGGAUGUAAAGGGUUAACAUGGUAUCAUUCCAUAUUGGAAAGAAGCGUCAGAAUUCAUAAAUCUAUUUUGUAGGUCAUUUGUCAAAAUUUGAUUUAAAGAAUGUUGUAAUUAAGAACCAAAAUGUCCAAGGUUGUACAUUCUAAAAAAUUUAUGUUUUCUUGAGAUGUUCUUUAUUAUAAUUAUCACACAUGUGAUACAGAUUGAGACCAACCAAGCGUGGCCUCUUGGCUGUAGUAUAUGAAAACCUUUAUGUUUCCCCUUUUGUAAGCUUUUAUUUAAUUUUCUUCUUAACUUUUGCCUUUUCAGUGGGAGGACUUGGACCGCAAUCCUUUGGUGGAUCAAGCCACAAGGAUGUCAUAUAUGUUAGCUUCUUUCGUUCAGCCAUGGACAAGUAAGGUCUUUCCUCCCAAGCAUUCAAUUCUCCUUUCCAUUUGUCCUUCUGUCUCCCUCAUUUUAAAUUUCCUGGCUAUGUAAACUGAUUUAUUGAUCAGAAAUUAUUUUUACUCCUUGGCUAGCAUCUCUUUAUGUAACUGAGUCAACAGUUGCUAUCAAUUAUUUACAUUUAUGAAUCAACAACAUUGCAGUUUUUAAAAUAUGUAUGGAAAACUCUGGGCCAAAUUUAUAUGUUGGGUAUGUUGGCUGCAGUGCUCAAAUCUCUCAUUCCUAAUUUUGUUACUCCUUCUAAUUCUUUGUAUCAAAAACUCUUACACUGCCAAUUUGUUUCAGAGGUGGGGUCUGGUACCCAGUCUCCCCCUAGUGUGAGUGGUGUUGAGGAAGGUAGCCGAGCAUUGUUUCCAUAUGGCUUUGGUCAUGCCAUGGAAUAUGUCAGACCAAGACUGGCUUUGAUAGGGUGAGUUGGUCUUUUUGUUAUAAUGGUGACACUUGUAAGAUGUGUUCAGACAAUUUGUACAUGACAUAGAGACCCAAGAAGGAUAAAACUGCCUAGCACUUUCACUUGUGUGUUCUAACUACAAAGUUAACAUUUAUGUUGAGUUCUCCAUAUUUCUCUUAUAGUGAUGCUGCUCAUAGAGUCCAUCCUCUAGCUGGACAAGGUGUCAACAUGGGGUUUGGAGACGUUGCUUGUCUAAGAGAUGUGCUGUCUGAGGCUGCACAGGAAGGAAAAGAUCUUGGUGAUUAAGAAUCAAUCUUUCUCAAGAUCUAUAAUUAGUAUAAGUCAACACGUUACUCUAAGUACCUGGUGCAUAACUUGGCUCUUGUCACAUGAAGUGAUCAGGAUUGUUACUCCAUUUUCUGAGGCUUGUCCUGGCAGUUUUUUGGUACCAAGUUAAACUUAGGGUGAAGGGAGACCUCACUGUGAGAGCUUAACCUCUUUAAAUCCCAUGAGUGAGCACGAUAGAAUUUGUCCUAACAACAUUGAUACUAUAGCAAGCAGACAAGUGAUGAGAACACAGAGAAACAACAGGGGAUUAUUAGUUUAUCCAAUAACAAAUUCUCCAAACUAAAAUCAUAAGAAUUGUAUGACAUACAGGAAGGAGAAUUACUUAUAAGAUGUGAAAGGGUUAACAACACCAUCACAGUGACCUGCCUUGUAUGCCAAACGUCAGGCCAUCUUGACCCCCACAACUUUCCCUGAGCAGGAAGAGACAUAGCUAUGCUAUCUUAAGUAUUUUUGUAAGUCUUACUACUUUAAUUUAUAAAUCAGUCAGUCAUGAUUAAAAAAAUACAAACAAGAUAACGAUCAAAGAAAGUAGAAAAUCUCUUGGCUUACUACUCAGAAUUGUAUGUCAUGAUUCUAUCGUCUUAGACCCCUUUUUCCAUUUCCAGGAUCUCUGGAGCAUCUUUUAACAUAUGAAACAAAACGGCAGCAGAGUGUAGUCCCUAUGAUCACAGCUAUUGAUGCUCUCAAGAGACUUUACUCAACAUCAAGUCCUCUCCCAGUUCUUGCACGAUCAGUGGGGCUCAUAGCAACCAGUGCUAUGCUCCCUAUCAAGGUAAGUAAACAGUUUUAGUCAAUGAAAUUUAAUAGUUAAUUUGAUUAACAAAGUUUACCAUUGGUAAAAGAAAUUAAGCCAGAAUUGAUAGAAGUAUUGCUACUAAAAGGGGUUUUGUAUGGGUCCUGAAAAACCUGGAAAGUCCAAGAAUUUUAUCUUGACACUUUUCAGGACUAUCCAGUCUUGGAAAAAGACUUCAGGUCUUGGAAAAUCCUGGAAAUCUGCUUACCUCAAGCAAUAAAAUUUUCAGAAUUUCCAUGAUAAGAAAUGUUUGAACUGAUUUUGAAAUCGUGGGAAUGAAAAGGUUAAUGUGAAAUUUGGGGUCCUGGAAAAAGUCAAUCUGAGCCAUAGAAAAGUCCUGGAAAAGUUCUUGAAAUUUUUCUCUGAAAAAAGGAAAGGAACCCUGUAGUAAUCUCUUUAUCAGGCAGAAGCACUAAAGGGAAACAGAGAAGAAAGACAAGUGUCUAAAACUGCCUAACUUUGAUAUCCCCUUUUCUUCAAACUUUUUGGAAUCCCAGAAUAUAUAAAUGAUUUGUCAAAUAAUUCUCUCUGUUAUAUUUUUGUUUGUAGGGACAGAUUAUUGACUUUGCCAUGAGAUAGUGCCACACUGAUCUUAAAAUUCUGGUCACAAAGGAAGAAGCAAUGCACCUUUACAAGAACAUAGGUAGCAACGUGAUGUUCAAACAUUGCAGCACACAGAGUUGUUUGAUGAUGUUUUAAACUGUUGUUAAACAAAUUUAUGAAUAAAAGUUUUUCUUGAG
Molecule: messenger RNA, 6053 nt
Organism: Pocillopora meandrina
Lineage: Eukaryota; Metazoa; Cnidaria; Anthozoa; Scleractinia; Pocilloporidae
Source: the annotation of a GenBank genome assembly